AGGAAAGAUUCCGUCUGAAAUUAAAAAAAAAAGGAAAAUUAAAAGUGAAAUUGCCACAGAAAGAUCCCGCGAAUCGAUUCAUCAGAUGUCCGGGAAAGUUGGAGAUAUGCUCGUCAUCCUAGCAAGUCUGAUUGUUGUCGGUGUGUCAUCGGAGCCAGUGCAGCAAGAAUACAGCGAUGAUAGCAUCCGAGAGGAGCGCCAAUUGCCGGAGGAUUCGUACAACGGACCCGUGGACUUACACGAUCAAUUACAAAGUUUGACGUACGUCAACACCGAAGAAACUGCUGAUGAUGGUCCCCCACAUAAUAGCUGGAGUGCCCUAGUCCCAGGAACUCCAGGUACGGAUUACCCUAACCUCAACAAAAUCCCAGAGACUUCGUUUUCCUGUGGAGAUAAAACACCAGGAGGUUACUACGCCGACAUGGAGACCGGUUGCCAGGUUUUCCACAUAUGCAACAUCGGCGGGUCGAAAAGUUCAUUUUUGUGCCCCGAGGGUAGUAUUUUUAAUCAAAGGCAUUUCGUAUGCGACUGGUGGUACGGAUUUCAUUGUGAGGAAGCAGAAUCUCUCUACCCCGAGAAUAAUCCCGAGAGCAACGAGACUAAUGAUACCGAAUCGAUUGAUUCACCGGUGUCCGAAUCGAUUGAUAAUUACGGAUCAAUAAACUUUCGUAAUGAUUCCCCCAAGGAUCUGACGUUAGCAAGGAGCGGUGAGGGUGGGUCCCUGGAGAGAUUGCCAAAGGACAAUCAACGUGAACCACUUAGCGAUGAACAAAGGAACAUGGCACAUCAUAACGAGAAACUCGAUCGAAAGUUGAGAGGGAAUUACCGCAAUGAGGAGAAAUUUCGUCAGUAUCGAUUGAUAAAUAGCGAGAAUGCAAGGGAGAAUUUGGAUUUGGGGGAUGACAGGGGUGAGGAAGGAAGGAUGAGGGAUAGAGAAUUUUCUGGAAAUACCGAUGGCCAAGAUUUCCAGGACACGACACCGAGAGGUUUCUCUUUCAAUCGACCAACUCGGAGGAUUUCAUAUCCGAGAUCGAGUCAAAUUCCUAGAGCUUCUCCCAAUUUCCAGGUGGAGGGAAUCCUUUUCAAUUCCACUGACGAAGAAAUUAGAUAUGUCCCUGCCUUGUAAUCAGGGAGAAGUAUUUCUGCAUAAAUUAAUUUGACGUCAUGAGUGACGUAGGACAUUUUAUUAAUCUCGUGUAAUUGAAGUUAAUUAUUUUUACGCGGAUAGGAAUAUAAUAGAAUAUGACGACAGUAAAAUCUCAGGACAAAUAUUGUCUCGAGAAAAUGACUGAGAAAAGUCAGAACGACUCUAGAGUACUUUAUAUAUUUAUAAAAAUGGAAAUAUUAAUUUACUGAAUUCCUAGAAAAUUAUAAUGUAGAUCCCACCAA
This is a messenger RNA of Fopius arisanus, 1389 nucleotides long. RefSeq lists its product as uncharacterized. Gene Ontology annotation, cellular component: extracellular region. NCBI's taxonomy places the organism in Eukaryota, Metazoa, Arthropoda, Insecta, Hymenoptera, Braconidae. The coding region runs from base 86 to 1126 and encodes 346 amino acids. The record is from RefSeq and is a predicted model, not a curated record. The transcript is spliced from 3 exons. Gene Ontology annotation, molecular function: chitin binding.